UCACGUUCUGCGAUAUUCGAACUUUAUAUCAAAAAGAGCGCAAAAAUUUUUUUUUUUUCCACCUCAAAAAGUGCACUUCACAAAUUCGCGAAUAUAAUUAAUUGAAUAAUUACAUACAAUUAAUCACUCGUGUUAAUUCUUAUUGUAGACUUUUUAAAAAAAAAAACAAAAAUCCUCAAUCUUCAUGAGAGAAAUUUUGCAAAGUAUCGAAGAGUACUUUCUCCACUUUGCAGCAAAUAAUCAUAAUUUCUUUUCAAUAAUAAAAGUGAAUCUCAGUGGAAGCAUUCAUUUCUAUAUAUCACCGUCAAUAUAUACAUAUAUAUAUAUCUAUGUAUGUUUUCAAAACGUUUGAAUUCGUUCUUUAUGAAAAAUAAACAUAAUUUUUUAUUCUUUUUUGAAAAUGUGAACUCGAAUAAUAAAAUUGGAUUUUUACUGAAUUGCUGGUAAAGAUGUUUUUUGGUCAACGAGGCUGAGAGCAAGAUCAACUCGCUGAAAAUAAUUGAGAUCAAUGUAUUUUACAAGCGUGCAGAUGAGAUGCUAGUGAAAGUACAGAGUGUAGGUAAACUUGAAGUCGCGGUGGAGCGACGUUUACACAGUGUCAACAAAAGUAACCACACAGAAUUAAAAUAUACAAAAUGUAUAUACAUUAACGGAAGCUGUGAAAAUAACAAAAUCUGAAUAAUAUGCGAGGCAAAUGGAAAAUUGAAAUCACAUAUCAUCAUCAUCAUUUAAAAAACUCUUUCAAUACAAAAUCAACCUGUUUUGAAGAAGUACGUUAUUCAGUUAAUAACCAGAAUUCUAUUUGAAAAAUAAAAAAAAAAAAAAAAAAAAAAAAGAAACCACAAAUAAAAGAAGAGUAUAAGAAGGCGAAGAAGAAAAAAAAACAAAUUCAAGCAAAUCCCUGUCAAUGUCGCCUAGUCUGGAAAAUGCGAUAAUUAAUCACAGUUUCGUUCUUUUUCAGUCGCAUUGAAAUCUCACCAUCUCGUGACGAAUUGAUUUCCCAGAGGAUGACACGACUUUGAUAUUUUAAUAAUAAUGGCCUGCAUAUUUAUAAUGACUUUUUAACUUUGUGUUUGUGUAAUUUCUAUAACUUUUCAUUAACACAUUCACAAAAAAUAUAAUAAGCUUAGUUCUUUUUUUUUACAAGACAAACGAUUAUAAAGCAUCUCAUCUCAGUUCUCUCUCGGAGUUCAUUGAAGUUGUUCACCAAAAAGUGGGCUCUUCACUUUAAUUAGAUAUCUAUUGAAAUUUUUUUCUAUUUUAUACGAAAAUAUAGUGAUUUGUUUUUUCUCUCGACAUGAAACUCCUAUUAAAAUGUAAUCAGUGAUUUCUUUUGAAAAAAAAAGCGGAAAUUGAAUAAUAAAGUGUGAACGUUUAAGAAAUUAAUUAUUUAAUUGAAAAAUAAAAUGUCGACAAGUUAUUUAAUGACAGUUGGUUUACUUUUUUUUGGUGUAGUGCGAUGGUGUGAUAGUUAUAAUAUUUUAAUGGCAACAAUGGGAGGUACAAAAUCUCAUACGAUCCCCUUUAUUGCCCUUGGUACGACAUUGAUUUCAAGAGGUCACAAUGUCACCCUUCUCAGUGCAUUCAGUGGAUCAGCAGCAAAUAAUGGUCUUCAAGAAGUGGUUCCCUCCAUUCUUGAGGCCUAUGUAGGUAAUUAUACAUCGGAUUGGGAUUUGGUGGGAUCGAGAUUUCGAAAUGAAUUGCCAAUUUCCCCUUGGGACGCAAUGAGAUAUGGAUGGGAAGCUUGCGAGGCAUUGCUGAGGGAUGAAACUUCCGUAACGGUUUUGAGAAAACCAGAAGGCAACCCUCAAGCUCGCUGGGACGUUGCAAUUUUAGAUGGUGCUUAUCCUGAGUGCCUGCUAGGGAUUAUUCACAGCGAACGGAUACCCACUAUCAUGUUGAAUACAGUCGCUCUAUACAGUGGUUCAAUCACACGUCAAGGGAAUCCAUCCCCAUGGGCUAUCAGACCCUAUUUCGGCAAAGCUUUCACGCAAGAUAUGAAUUUCUUUCAAAGAGUUUUAAAUGUCGCAUCUCUGAUGACUUUAGAAGUUAUGCAUUGGAUCAUGAUUACGGGAUAUUUACAGCCCACUCUAAGAAAAUAUCUAGGAGAUCAAGUCCCAGACGUGAGGGAUCUUGUUUCAGAGGUACCAUUAACAUUGCAAAAUAAUCACUAUUCUGUAGCUGAUUCUGUUCCCAAUUUGUCAAAUGUGGUUAACGUAGCGUGCCUUCACUGCAGACCAGCCAUGCAGUUAAGUCCUGAAUUAGAAUCUUUUCUUAGACGAGGAUUUAUCUUCGUUUCAAUGGGUUCGUCCGUCCGAGCAUCCGGAAUGCCGGAGGCUCUUCGAUCGAUGUUUGUGGCAGCCUUCUCAACCCUGCCAUUCAAUGUCGUUUGGAAAUGGGAAGGUGGUAAGAUUAAAGAUCUACCGCCAAACGUCAGAACUGGUGCUUGGUGGCCUCAACAAGAACUUUUGGGACAUCCCAAAUUACGUGCAUUUGUAUCCCACGGUGGCCUGCUGUCGCUUCAUGAAGCUGCUUACCACGGUUCUCCAACCCUGGUACUUCCGGUCUUUUGCGACCAUGACGGAAAUGCCGCACAGGCUGAAAAACUUGGAUACGCCCUCGUUGUGGAUUUGGCUAGUAUAUCGAUAAACGAUCUUCGGGAAAGUAUUUUAAAAGUUGCUUCUCUUGACAAAAACUCUUACAGAGAAGCUGCUAAAAGAAGAAGUGUGCUGUUAAGGGAUCUUCCAGUAGGAACAAAAGAAUUGGCUGCAUGGUGGGUGGAACACGUGUCAAAGUAUGAGGGAGCUGAACAUUUAAAAAGCACUGCCAGAAACAUGGGUGUUUUGCAGUACUAUUCGCUCGACGUGGCUGCUUUUUACUUGAUUAUUUCACUGGUUUUAUUUUUCGGAGGAAAGAACUUAUACCUAAGAGCAGUAAAAAAGCAAUUUACAUCUAAGAAGAAAGUGGAGUAAUCGCCACUUUUUUUUCACACAAGAAAAGUAUUAAAAAUAUAUAAUUUAGAAUGUAUAAUUAUGUAAUAUUUAUUGUCUCAAGUUUUUUGUACUUUUUCAAAACUGAAUUUAUUCUCGAAAAACUACAAAAAAAUAAAAAAAAAAUAAACGUAAAUAAGAUUAUAAAUUUUAAGUAGUAUCGUAUAAUGUGAACAAUUCCCGUUGUGAAAGAAUUAGUGAAUUUUGUAAAAAAAAAUUCUUGGUAUUUUUUUAACAAAAAAUAUUUUUGUUAAAAUGAUGUGUUUACAAAUUAUAAAAUUUGUAAAGUUCAAACAUCUAUUACAUGGAUACGCAUAUGUAGUCAUUGUUAUAAAUAAUUGUAAUCUACUAUUUUUCUAAUAUAUUUAAAAUUCAAUUAUAAUUUAUAUUAUUUUACAGAAUUUCCGAGAUGCAUAAAAAUUAAUUUGUUAGAAUUUUUAUUUAAUAGAAUUUCAUUAGGGUCAUUUGGGGUAAAUGUAAACGGAUUUGCUUAGUUUCGACAAUAACGUAAGUUUUUUAUUUUAAAAAGCAAUACUUCCGGUUUUCUACUGCAUGAACUUGUUACUUCACUUCCCUAGAAACAUUUUAUGAGGUACAAAAAAAUAUUGAUCAACUUGAAUCGCUUAAAACUGACUGUUUACAUUUACCCCGAGAUUUUGAAAUUUUCCCAAAAUUCGGGGUAAAUGUAAACACCUCUGUAGUUUAAAGAGAUUUAAGAAAAAAGUUAUCCCAAGUAUACUACUGUGUAAAGGGAUGUAAAAACUGAAAAAAAAUUCUUGGUAGAUGUAAAAUAAUUGAACCAAUUGAUUGAUAUGCAACAUAUAAAAUAAGCAAUCAUUACCAUAACAAAACUAGUAAUGUAAAAACUUGAAUAACUUCAAUAAAUUUUAAUAGAUUUUCAUUCAACUUCGUGAAAAUAAGUUUUUAAGGUUGCUGAAUAAGAUUCUAAAAUCGAAUUUUUAAAUUUCAAAAUGGCGGAUCCAAUAUGGCGGAUGAACCUAAAAAUAUUUUUAAAAAUUGAUCAAAUUUGCUUGAAUCUCGCUACUCGGGGGUUUUUGAGGUCACUGAAUACGAAUUUGAAGACAAAUUUAAAAUUUCCAAUCAAUCCACCAAUUACUCAAUCAACCAAUUCAUAAAUCAAUCAUCCAAUCAACCAAUCAAUCCAUCAAUCCAUCAAUCAAUCUAUCAAUCAACCAAUCAAUCACUCACUCUUAUUCUAGGAUUCCUACGUACCUGAAUUUUAUUCACCAAUCGUGAAGAAUCGCUUUCCUAUAUUUUAAACACGUAAAUGCACUAUGCAAUACUAUGCAGGUCUAUACCUGCAACUGACUAACACGAAGGAGAUAUAAAAGAAGAUCCAAUUUCGUUUUUUAUGUAAUUUUACAGGGCGAAAAUAAUGUAAUUGUGAAAUAGAAGCAAAUUUAUUCAAUUAUUUUCUUUUAAAAUGCAGCAGAAAUUCUGUUUACAUUUACCCCGAGUUUUCGAAUUCUCGGGGUAAAUGUAAACACUUAAUUAUCUAUUAACUGAAUUGACGAAAUUAAAAAAUCAAAGUCAGCUUUUGUUAAGGGAUUCAUAAGGAAUAAUUAGAAAUUUUAGUUUGAAUUUUUAGUUCAUUUUUAUUCAAAUGCGAGACAAAAUACUGAAACAGUAAAACUUUGAUUUUCAAUCUUUCAUGCAUUAAGCGACAAAUUGGAGUAUGGCUUUGACAAUUGUCGAAAAAAAAAAUUGGCAAUACUCAGAACCUGUUUCAGGUGAGCUGAGGUUAAAAUAUUGGGGUCGAACUUAAUUUUAAGUCUGUAAAUUAAGCUGCAAUAUCUGCUGUUUACAUUUACCCCUUGUUUACAUUUUCCCCAAAUGACCCUAGAUACACUGAGAAAAAGAAUUAUUUGUUUCAAAUAUAAAGAUCAGUUUAAAAGUUUUUGUUUAACCCAACACAGUUUUUAUGUUUAAUUUUAACAUAUAGAAAAUAUUUUCUACUUUGGCUUAAAAUUAUUAUUUGUUUGAAUAAUUAUGUUUGAUUCAAACAUAUUUUCUGUUUGGCUUAAACUGAAAAUAUGUUUAAAAUUUUUAUGUUUGAUUUAAACAUAAAAAUUUAUUAUGAAUAAAUUGAAAUCAACUAUAAUUUAUGUUUAAAUUAAAUAUAUUUUCACAUUGAAUCAACCAGAGAAUAUAUUAAAUUUAAACAUAAAUAUGUUUGACUGUAUAACAAAGCUAUUUUAAGUUUGGGUUAAACAUAUUAUGUUUGAAU
Messenger RNA from Leptopilina boulardi, 5238 nucleotides. RefSeq names its product UDP-glucosyltransferase 2-like (gene Ugt50B3). Gene Ontology annotation, molecular function: UDP-glycosyltransferase activity. NCBI's taxonomy places the organism in Eukaryota, Metazoa, Arthropoda, Insecta, Hymenoptera, Figitidae. Bases 1407 to 2972 code for a protein of 521 amino acids. The record is from RefSeq and is a predicted model, not a curated record. The transcript has 8 exons.